Molecule: messenger RNA, 2541 nt
Organism: Condylura cristata (star-nosed mole)
Lineage: Eukaryota; Metazoa; Chordata; Mammalia; Eulipotyphla; Talpidae
Gene: FBXO32
Product: F-box protein 32
Exons: 9
Coding region: 51-1118 (355 amino acids)
Biological process (GO): protein ubiquitination
Cellular component (GO): cytoplasm; SCF ubiquitin ligase complex; nucleus
Molecular function (GO): protein binding
Source: RefSeq, a predicted model, not a curated record
UCCCGUCCAGCAGAUCGCCGCGCCCGCCCGUCGCAUCCGCUCGCGGUGCCAUGCCAUUCCUCGGGCAGGACUGGCGGUCCCCGGGGCAGAGCUGGGUGAAGACGGCCGACGGCUGGAAGCGCUUCCUGGACGAGAAGGGCGGCAGCUUCGUGAGCGACCUCAGCAGCUACCGCAACAAGGAAGUAUACAAUAAGGAAAACCUUUUCAGCAACCUCAACUAUGACGUUGCAGCCAAGAAGAGAAAGAAGGACAUGAUGAACAGCAAAACCAAAACUCAGUAUUUCCACCAAGAAAAAUGGAUCUACGUUCACAAAGGAAGUACUAAAGAGCGCCAUGGCUAUUGCACUCUGGGGGAAGCUUUCAACAGACUGGACUUCUCAACUGCCAUUCUGGACUCCAGAAGGUUUAACUACGUAGUACGGCUGUUGGAACUGAUAGCAAAGUCCCAGCUCACCUCCCUGAGUGGCAUAGCCCAAAAGAACUUCAUGAACAUUUUGGAAAAAGUGGUACUGAAAGUCCUUGAAGACCAGCAAAACAUUAGGCUAAUAAGGGAACUUCUGCAGACUCUCUACACAUCCUUAUGUACACUGGUCCAAAGAGUCGGCAAGUCUGUGCUGGUCGGGAACAUUAACAUGUGGGUGUAUCGAAUGGAGACGAUUCUACACUGGCAGCAGCAGCUGAACAGCAUCCAAAUUACCAGGCCUGCCUUCAAAGGGCUCACCUUCACCGACCUGCCCCUGUGCUUGCAACUGAACAUCAUGCAGAGGCUGAGCGACGGCCGAGACCUGGUGAGCCUGGGCCAGGCGGCCCCCGACCUGCACGUGCUCAGCGAGGACCGGCUGCUGUGGAAGAGGCUGUGCCAGUACCACUUCUCAGAACGGCAGAUCCGCAAGCGAUUAAUUGUAUCAGACAAAGGACAGCUGGAUUGGAAGAAAAUGUACUUUAAACUUGUGCGAUGUUACCCACGGAAAGAGCAGUACGGAGAUACCCUUCAGCUCUGCAGACACUGUCACAUCCUCUCCUGGAAGGGCACUGACCACCCAUGCACAGCCAACAACCCAGAGAGCUGCUCCGUCUCGCUUUCGCCCCAGGACUUUAUCAACUUGUUCAAGUUCUGAAUUCCAGCACCUGACGACACUCCACAAGGGUGCCCCGGCUGAUUGGAUGUUUGGGAAUACAGAAUUUGGACAUUUCUUUUGUAAAUAGUGUACAUUUUAAACAUUGGCUUGAAACGUCCAACAUAAGUCAUGGAGAGGACAUUGGAGGAGAGGCGUUGCUGGCUGGGAAGUUAAGAGUAUGGACUUCUCGUUAGAAUCGAUAAUGGAAAAGUAGAAAUACUGUAAAUAAACUUUUUUUCCUAAUGAUUUUCCAGCAAGACUCAAGGCAGGAAUUGUAUUUCAUUGGUAAAAAUGGAAUUCUCUUGCUGGUCAUUGACACUCCCUUACAGUUCCCUGGAGAUGUGGAAGAAAAGAGCAGAACUCAAAUACAAGACCGAACAAUGCUUUGUUUACAAUGUGAAGAAAGAAAGAAAGAAGGAGAAGAAGCCCUGCAGAUGAGAACUCCCUGGGCUUUCGGUUUUGAUUUGAGGGUUUGUUUUGAGCAAAGGAAGCAUCACGAUCUUAAACCACACGGGCACGGGGCUCAUUUGCUGAAGACGUCACACAGAGUCUACCUCGGAAAGCAUCCAAAGCUCCCUCUGAUAAAGUGCACUGGCCAGUAGGCAGUGUCUGUUCUUCUUGUUUUUUCAUCCUAUAAAAAGUGAUUUAAAAUGGGAAAGGGUAUCGGAGGCGAUUCUUGCCGUGUUUCUGACUUCCUUUUUAGGUGCACUCCCUCGCUGGAGUUGUCUCUUGGAGAUCAUCCCCAAAACACACCUGCCCAUUUUCCUUGCGUGUUUUAGCUCAUUGGGAACUGCAGUCGGGGAGGGAGAAUUCCUGCCACAGAAAAGACAGGCUUGGUCACCCCAUAACUGUGAAGACUUUCUUAUUCCUGCUUAACUUCUUGGCUUGUCUGGGUUUCUUUUGGUAUCUUCACGGAUAAGCGUAUCUCUGUGGCCUGGUCAGAGCCAGAAUGCUGAUAAAGCUCAUAAGACAGGUUUUAUACUGAGUUAAACGUUUUGCCAGCCGCUGUUCCUCUUGGCUGGUGAUAAGCUGAAGCUUUCUUUUCUUGGUGUCCCACAUCAAAAUUGAGUCAACCUGCACUAGGCUUCUUGCAAGGUUGACAAAACAACGUCUGGAGUUGCGGCCAAGUAGGGAACAGACGAGCUGUGAGUCCAUCCUAAACUGACUUCACUCCAGGGGAUCUUGCUAGGCGUAGAUCUGCAGGUACUUGUGUGGAGGAAAGGAAAUCUCAGGACUGAAUGGGUUCCUGGCCAAAUAUUCCUGGGAGGGAUGGGGACUAUUUGUUUUUUACUUUUUAUAGAACUUUGCUUUCCUACAAUGUACAUAUCUUUGCAGUUUAUUUGCUUUGUGCUUUUUUUAUUUUUUGCACUUAACUUUGCCAUCCUGCAUGGCUUUGGCACAAAAAAAAAAAAAGUGAAACCAA